Molecule: messenger RNA, 2162 nt
Organism: Dunckerocampus dactyliophorus (ringed pipefish)
Lineage: Eukaryota; Metazoa; Chordata; Actinopteri; Syngnathiformes; Syngnathidae
Gene: aifm4
Product: apoptosis inducing factor mitochondria associated 4
Exons: 19
Coding region: 191-1804 (537 amino acids)
Cellular component (GO): cytoplasm
Molecular function (GO): oxidoreductase activity, acting on NAD(P)H; 2 iron, 2 sulfur cluster binding; flavin adenine dinucleotide binding
Source: RefSeq, a predicted model, not a curated record
GCGCUCACAGCUUAAAACCGGAAAAGCAGGAGGAAAGCACGAGACUCGACUGUUAAAUGUUCUUGAACGCACCACGGCUACUGUAAACACCGUCCAGUUCCGGUUGUGUCAAUCAACGUAUCGCGGGGAAGUAAAAGUCCUUCCACUCGACAACGGUUCUUUCACGUCAGGUGAUCCGUGUCUUGACAGUAUGAAUCAGAGCAAAGGACCCCGUGACAAUGUCGAGGAGGUUACGAAACUGGUUUGUCAUGAAGCCGACCUGCGUGAUGGCCAGAUGAAAGAAGUAUCUCUGGGAGACCACAAGGUGUUGCUUGUCCGCACCGAGGGUCACUACAGUGCAGUCGGAAGUCAGUGCUCUCAUUAUAACGCCCCCCUGGUUAAAGGAGCAUUGGUUGGUAACAAGGUGAGAUGUCCCUUUCAUGGUGCUUGCUUCAAUGUGAAAACUGGAGAUAUUGAGGAGUAUCCAGGUCUGGACUCUCUGCCUUGCUACAAGGUCAACGUACAAGAAGGAAAGGUGUACGUUUCUGUCAACAUAAAGACUCUGUCGCUGACGAAAAGAGUGAAGGAAAUGUGUAGCAUUUCACCGCACAUCAACCGCACUAUCCUGCUCAUAGGAGGGGGCCCUGCUGCUCUGGUGUGCGCUGAGACGCUGCGUCAGAACUGCUACCAAGGUCGAAUCGUCAUGGUCACCAAAGACACUUUACCGCCGUUUGACAAGCCCAAAUUGAGUAAGGCUUUGAAUGUGGACAGCAGCAGCAUCAUCCUCCGCUCGAGUGACUUUUUUCAACAAUAUGGGAUAGAAGUGCGGACACAGCAAGAGGCGGUGACUUUAAACACACGAGAUAAAACAGUGAAGAUGAAAGAUGGCGCUUUGCUGCAUUAUGAUCAGGUCCUCAUCUCAACAGGCUGCAGAGCAAGGCCACUCAGUUGUCCCGGUAGUGACCUGAAAGGAGUUAAGUUGCUGGAGAGUUACGAAGACGCUAAAGAGAUCCAUGCUUCCUGCAUGGGCAGCAAGGCUGUUGUCGUUGGAGCAUCCUUCAUAGGUAUGGAGGUGGCAUCCUAUCUAGCAGACAAAGCAUCUAGUGUGGCCGUUGUCGGAACCACCAGAUAUCCCUAUGAGCGCUCUCUGGGUUCCCAGAUUGGCCAGAUGACCAUGCAAAUGUUGGAGGAACAUCAUGUGACGUUUUACAUGAACGACAGCGUCGCUGAGAUCAGAGGGGAAAACGGCUCAGUGAAAGAGGUGGUGCUGAAGAGUGGCGCAGUUCUGGAAGCUGAUGUGGUGAUUGCAGGAAUAGGUGUGAUUCCCAAUUCAGAUUUCCUAACUGGAAGUGGAGUGGAGGUGGAUUCCAGAAGGGCAGUCAUUGUAGACAAGUUCAUGAAGACCAAAGUAGCAGAUGUUUUUAGCGCGGGGGACGUCACCUCCUUCCCUCUGACUAUUCGAGGUGAUCACAUGGUCAAUGUUGCUCACUGGCAAAUGUCACAAGCCCAAGGAAGAGUUGCCGCCCUCAAUAUGUUAAAUAAACCAACCAAAAUUGAGUCUGUUCCUUUUUUCUGGACUGUGUUGCUUGGGAAAAGUAUCAGAUACACAGGGUAUGGGGAAGGCUACACAGAAAUCCUAUUCAAAGGCAAAGUGGAGGAAAGAAAGUUCCUGGCGUUUUAUAUUAAAGAUGAGGCGGUGGUGGCGGCGGCCAGCCUAAUGUUUGAUCCCGCUGUGGCUAAACUGGCGGAAUUGAUGGCAACAGGCCAGCGCAUCACAAGAGCACAGGCUCAAUCUGAAGACCUGACCUGGCUCCAAGGUGUCUGAAUUGCCCUCUCACUGACAAAGGAUAUCGUCUUGACCCAUCAAUUAUCUAAUCUUCCAGACUGGCAGUUGAUUCCUAUUAUAUACUAUACUGCAAUCCACAAUAUACUUUCUGAAGAUGCAUUAGUGUACUGUAGUCAUAAGAAGAUCAGGUAAAACAAGAAACAUGCAAGUAAUGAUUUUGUUUACAUUUGCCGUUUGCUUGAACUCAGUUUAGUCUCAUGUCUAGUGUGUUACUGAUAUCAUGACAAGGCUGACAAUUUGACAGUCGAAAUAUCACUAAUACUCAGGUUGUAAACUGCUCCAAUUUUGCAGUCAAUGGUCUUUCAUGAUGAUUAUUUAUUAAAGUGACGAUAACUAA